Messenger RNA from Botrytis sinoallii, 1079 nucleotides. RefSeq lists its product as uncharacterized. The transcript is spliced from 2 exons. The coding region runs from base 1 to 957 and encodes 318 amino acids. NCBI's taxonomy places the organism in Eukaryota, Fungi, Ascomycota, Leotiomycetes, Helotiales, Sclerotiniaceae. The record is from RefSeq and is a predicted model, not a curated record. Gene Ontology annotation, molecular function: zinc ion binding; ferrous iron binding; oxidoreductase activity, acting on single donors with incorporation of molecular oxygen.
AUGCGCAUCCUUCAUCGAGCCACAACUCUACUAAAAGUCUGCCAUCAAUAUAGCAACAUAUUUCAACCUACCUGUCCGGCUUCAAUCUCUUCAAUCUCAAGCAUGUCGACUUCAAGCUCCACUCCUCUUGCUCCGGUAAUAUCCGUUUGCCAUGGUGGUGGUCCUAUGCCCGUUAUGAACGACCCCGGCCAUGCCGAACUCAUAAAGUCCAUGAGCACUCGUGUUCCAAAAAUACUAGGCAUUUCACCCAAUUCCUCUACUUCGAAUCCUCCAAAGGCUAUUGUAUUAGUUACUGCGCAUUGGACCGAGACACGUCCUCAUAUAAGCAGCGCUCAGCAUCAUGAUUUAUAUUAUGAUUACUCUGGAUUUCCAUCGGAAACAUAUAAAUUAAAGUACCCUGCACCCGGAAGUCCAGAAGUAGCGAAGGAGGUUUUUGAGCUACUGGAUGGAGCAGGCUUGAAACCGGUAUUGGAUGAGAAAAGAGGCUGGGACCACGGCGUAUUCAUUCCCCUCCUCCUGAUUGCUCCCAAAGCGCAGAUCCCCAUCGUGCAAGUCUCCGUCCUACGAUCGAAUUCUCCUGCACAACACUAUGCUAUGGGCCAGGCUUUGGCACCUUUGCGCUCUCGCGGAAUCGCCAUUCUUGGUAGUGGCAUGCCGACAUUUCAUAACCUUCGUCUCAUGUUCUCUGGUGUCAUGAAUACUCCUGCAUACAAAGCACGUAAUGAUGAAUGGUCAUAUCGGUUGACAGAAACACUGAAAAUAGCCGAUGCUGAAGAACGCGGUAAAAGGCUAGAAGAUUGGAGGCAAUGGACCGGUGCUGAGGAUGCGCAUCCUGAGAAGGGACAAGAACAUUUCCUACCAUUGAUUGUAUGCGCGGGCGCUGGAGGCAAUAAAACGGGGAAAGGAUGGGCAGAUCAAGCUAUGGGUUCGCCGCAAUGGACAUAUUAUUGGGAUUGAGGAUAUCUGUCAUGUAGCGUUCUUGUGAACAUGACCGGGUAAUUGAGGCGUGAGGCGAUAUUUUAUACCAUGUGGAUAAUUUAGGAGAUUAAUAGGAUGAAUGACGCAUGACAUCCGCAUAU